AUGCCAAAGGAUGAGGUAGGCAAUACUCGGAACUCCGAGCGAAGGGGCUCGAACGACGAAGAGUCCCGUGCCCUUCUUUCGAACAGCUCUUUUCAUGACGACAACCACGAUAGCGCCGGUGACAGCGAGGACGACUUGGUGGUACUCUCCGGAUCCACCGAUGAACAACCAGCACCAGCACAAACACAUACGCGUCCGACCAUUUCAACACAGCAUGUUCCUCGACAAUCGUCAAUUUCUAGGCCGGCUCCAGAUGGACAACGUCGUACGCCGCGAACACCACUUCGCGUUCGGUUCGACCUCUCCGAACAUGUUGCGGACGAAGAGACACCGGCCACCAACGGGCACGUUCAAUCCAGACAUCAGGAUGGAGAUGACUUAUGGAUGGAUGAGGAAGAUUAUAUGACGGAGGGCUCGCAGCGUUUGCGCAGUAGCACAGGGCAAAUGGCACCACUGCUCACCGGCAUCGAAGCUCCAACUGUAACGCUGGCAACAUCGGAGGACUUCUUUCCUGAAGACCACCUGGAAAGUGCCAGACCUCGAAGUGGGAUGCGUAUGGCAUUUAUGAAUAUGGCCAACAGUAUUAUCGGAGCCGGCAUCAUCGGGCAGCCGUAUGCCCUGCGACAAGCGGGCUUGGUAACGGGCAUUGUGCUUUUAGUGCUCUUGACCAUUACAGUCGACUGGACCAUUCGCCUUAUUGUCGUCAAUUCUAAAAUGAGCGGCGCCGACUCCUUCCAAGCAACUAUGCAGCAUUGCUUUGGAAGAAGUGGGUUGAUCGCUAUAUCUAUUGCCCAAUGGGCUUUUGCAUUUGGGGGCAUGGUCGCAUUUUGUAUCAUAGUGGGUGAUACUAUACCUCACGUCUUUGCUGCAUUAUUUCCUUCGUUAAGAGACAUGCCGUUUCUGUGGCUUCUCACGGAUCGCAGAGCUGUCAUCGUUCUGUUUAUAUUGUGUAUCUCAUAUCCUCUCUCCCUUUACCGAGAUAUUGCCAAGCUCGCAAAAGCUUCAGCACUGGCCCUCGUCAGUAUGCUUAUCAUCGUAGUAACAGUCGUAAUCCAAGGAUUUCGGGUGCCCUCAGAAUUAAGAGGCGACUUGAAAGGGAAUCUUGUCAUCAACUCGGGGUUCUUUCAGGCUGUCGGAGUUAUAUCUUUCGCAUUUGUGUGCCAUCAUAACAGCCUCUUGAUUUACGGAUCGUUGAAAAAACCAACACUCGAUAGAUUUGCAACUGUGACACACUAUUCUACUGGAGUUUCAAUGAUCAUGUGUUUGGUGAUGGCCAUUGCCGGUUUCCUGUCAUUUGGAUCAAAGACUCAAGGCAAUGUGCUCAACAACUUUCCUUCCAAUAACAUCAUGGUGAACAUAGCGCGAUUCUGCUUUGGCCUCAACAUGCUCACUACUUUACCCCUUGAAGCAUUUGUUUGCCGCUCUGUCAUGACCACCUACUACUUUCCCGACGAACCCUUCCAUCCAACCCGUCAUUUGUAUCUUACUACCGUCCUAGUCCUCACCUCUAUGUUCCUGUCAUUGGUAACUUGCGACCUUGGCGCUGUAUUCGAGCUGAUCGGAGCCACCAGUGCGGCAGCUUUGGCUUAUAUUCUUCCACCACUCUGCUAUGUGAAACUGAGCAAUACUAGUCAUAGAGCUAAACUUCCAGCAUAUGCGUGCAUUGUGUUUGGUACAGUGGUGAUGGUCAUCAGCCUCUUGCAGGCAGUGGGUAAAAUGAUUCGAAAUGAAGGCGGAGCGCAGACUUGCGGGGGAGCUAUAUAGAAAUAGUUCAUACAUACCAGGCGUUGAUCCUCUUCCAAACUGUAUAUAAUCACGAGAAGCUUCAAGCUUCAUCCUUGCAUACUGUCGCUUGACGUCGGUCUGUAUUAGCGUUGUCUUGUCUUUUUGUUCAAAUAUGUUUCUAUUCUAGCCUUGUAUUCUCUCAAUCUCAUUCUUUUUUUUUUCUCCGGCAGCAGUCACUGCCAAAACAAGAAGGCGUCCCCUUCCCAGUCUGGCGCAGUUCUUGCCCUCUGUCACACUAGGCCAUUGUCCAAUCAGAGUUUCUAUUUUUUAUUUGUUUGUGUGUGUCCUGCGCCCAGCCAACCCUUAUAAAAUAUCUCCCUCUUCCUUUCUCUUCUCUUUCUCUCCUCUUUCUCUCCCAUCACACUCAUAUCUCUACAACUGUCUCCCUUUUUUAGUGAUCAUCUCUAGAAAGCAUCUUGUUCUUGCUAUUCACUUGUUCU
Messenger RNA from Talaromyces stipitatus ATCC 10500, 2225 nucleotides. RefSeq names its product amino acid transporter, putative. Lineage: Eukaryota; Fungi; Ascomycota; Eurotiomycetes; Eurotiales; Trichocomaceae. The record is from RefSeq and is a predicted model, not a curated record. Gene Ontology annotation, cellular component: endoplasmic reticulum. Gene Ontology annotation, biological process: amino acid transmembrane transport. The transcript has 7 exons. Gene Ontology annotation, molecular function: amino acid transmembrane transporter activity. The coding region runs from base 1 to 1764 and encodes 587 amino acids.